AGCCAGGCAACAUGGCCGACCUGGGGAAGAAGUACUGCGUGAACUGCCUUGCAGAUGUUACAAACCUGCGGCUUCGCUGCACUGACUGCCCCGAUAUCGAGCUGUGCCCGGAGUGCUUCUCGGCGGGCGCAGAAAUAGGUAACCACCGGAGAUGGCACGGCUACCAGCAGGUCGACGGCGGUCGGUUCUCUCUCUGGGGUCCCGAGGCAGAGGGAGGAUGGACUAGCAGGGAAGAGCAGUCGCUACUCGAUGCUAUCGAGCAAUAUGGAUUUGGAAACUGGGAGGACAUGGCUGCUCACGUGGGAGCAUCCCGAACUCCUCAUGAAGUCAUGGAACACUAUGUCACUAUGUACAUCCACGGAAACCUGGGUAAGGCCUGCAUCCCUGACAGCAUUCCCAACCGGGUGACUGACCACACCUGCCCAAGCGGGGGGCCCCUGUCGCCCAGCCUCACCACCCCUCUCCCUCCACUGGAUAUCAGCCUCGCUGAGCAGCAGCAGCUGGGCUACAUGCCGCUACGUGACGACUAUGAGAUUGAAUAUGACCAGGAUGCGGAAAAGCUCAUCAGCGGGUUGUCUGUGAACUAUGACGACGAGGAUGUGGAAAUUGAAAUGAAACGUGCCCACGUGGACAUGUAUGUGCGCAAGCUCCGAGAACGCCAGCGACGUAAGAACAUUGCCCGAGACUACAACCUGGUGCUUGCAUUCCUGGGCCGAGACAAGAAAGACAAGGAAAAGGACAAACCAGGAGCGCUGGGAGUCUUAGGCACUGCUGGUGGUGUGGGUGGGGCUGGAGCUGGCAGUGGCAUCGUUGGAUCAGGUUCCACGACAGCAGCAGGAUCAGGUGCUGUUCCAAGUACACCCAAAAGAAAGAUCACCAAGGAAGAGAAGGAGCAGCGGGUCAGGCUGCGGGGGCUCUGCCAGUUCAUGGCCCAUCGGGAAUUUGAAGACUUUUUUGAGAACAUGCAUAAAGAGCGUGUGCUGAGGGCCAAGGUGCGUGAGCUGCAGCGCUACCGCCGCAAUGGCAUCACCCGCCUGGAAGAGUCUGCUGAAUAUGAAGCAGCACGACACAAACGGGAGAAACGCAAGGAGAACAAAAGUGUGGUCACCUCCAAACGGGGCAGCGGAGGAGGGGGCGGGCUUGGCUCUGGGAUGGGAGGAGGUGGUGGAUCUGGAGGGGGAGGAGGCGUUGCUGGAGGGUUGGGGGUUGGAGGUGGGAUCAAAGAAGAGAGCAAAGAUGGUGAGUUUGCCGCCAUCGAGAAUCUGAUGGGCUUUGAGCUGCUGUCAGACAGGGAGAAGGUGCUGUGUAACUCUCUGAACCUCAGCCCAGCACGCUACCUGACUGUCAAAACCAUCAUCAUCAAAGAUCACCUGCAGAAAAGGCAGGGCAUCCCGGCCAAGAGCCGGCUGCCCAGCUACCUAGACAAGGUCCUCAAGAAGCGCAUUCUUACCUUCCUCACAGAAAGUGGCUGGAUAUCCCGAGACGCCUCUUAGCGAUCCAUCUUUGGUCAGGAAGUAAUUAAGUUGAUAAUAAGUAAGUUGGUGAUCGCUAAUAGCUGAUUUGCUAUAAGCUCCGUAGGCAGUAGGGCAAAACUACUAGUUCAAAGGUGACCUUGUGAAAUAUGUACAUUGCAAAGAAAGAAGACUGACCUGUUGGAAAAUAGUUUAUUUUCAUACCAGGGUUAGGAACAAAAAUAAGCCUAUAUUUUUACAUUUGGAAAGGGACAAGGGUGAAAAACAACUCUGUGGGUUCAAAGAACUUUGUAUCUAUAUUGUUACUACAUGAUGAUAACUACAAUGCGAACAAGUAUUACAUAGUUGCAGAGAGAUUUUAGUGUUAUUGCAACAGGUUAAUUGAAGAUGUCUAUGGAGAAAUACUAUUUUAAAUCCAGACAGAAACAAGGCAAAAGCCAUUUCAUGCUGAAAGGAAGGGGAAAUAAGAACAUUACAUUUCCUGGAAAUGUUUAAGAGUAGUAUUUUUUUGGGUGAAUGCUUGACAGCAUGGCACUGAUGGGUGACAGAAAUGAUCAUUGUUGUGGUUGUAGAUGUUUUUAAGGAUUUCUCAAACUCAAAACCUAAUGUGGUCAACUUUGUUAGGUGUUUCAUCAGUUAAAGCUGGAUUUAGUAGCCAGCAAGAGCUAGCUAUUUGAAUAUUCUAACAUUUUAAAGCUUUCAUUUCCUGGAAAUUGUCAUGCACCAUCAGUAAACUCUGAAUUCUGUGACCUAUUUUUUCCUUCUUACUGCCUACAAGGGAAGGAAAAGAAGAAGGCAGCAGGGUUCAAGCAUCUUCUUGCUUUCUCUGGACUGAGCACUUCCUGCUGCCUGAAGGCAAUUUCUACCAGAGUCCGACAGAAAUGUAUAGGUUGACAUAGAGCGAGACCGAUAAAUCAGCCAGGCAGAUAUAUUUGCUGAUGUUAGCUUAUCACUGAUAUAUCAGUAUUGGCACAUAUUUUGGCCAAUAAGUAAAAAGAAAUGUCGGUACAGAAAUGCCAAAGAAUAUGUUAAGAGAUCAUUUAAAAUAAGUGUUUCCAUUACAUUGUCUGUCCACCAGAGAGCGCUGGCAAACCAGAUGCUACCUGCCCCUUUUGGCAGCUUAUCAUUUUUCGUUACUUAUCGUUUUUCAAAGGUAACUUCACUUUGUCUUGAAGGCUGAAAUAUAACAGCAGCACUGAUCACUCCUUCUCAUUUUCUUGCUUUUUCUGCAAGCCAAGCUGAGCAGUGGCCAUCGGAUUAUUUAUAUGUAAAUUAAGUUAUUGAAUUGGCUGUCAUUUCACGGCAGGAGCUCUACAAUCACAGAGAAGAAAGGCAUGUGAAUGUGUGGAUGUUACCAAAGUGGAAUAUGUACUUGAUUCAUAUUCUUUUCCUCUUCAUUGCAUCUAUAAGUGUUGAAAAUUGGCCUUUUUGGGGGGGAAAUGCAAGUCAUAAGUGGCACUGGUUGUGCAGUGGUAGGCGUUGCCUUAAAAGUAGAGCUUUGCCCCUUUUUUGUGGUCAUCGAAGAGGAAUGGCCUCCUCUUCAUUGUAGAUUGUGGAUCAACUGUGGAGGGUGUAAAUGUUCUGUUAUGGUCAAAAUCAGUCUUUCUUAGUUAUAUUUCAUCAACGUGGUGCUCCAAGCCAUGUACCAUUCUAGUCAAACACUACAGCUGAUUUAAAGGAUAACUGGCUAUAUUCUAUAAUUCUCUUAUUGUCAAGAAAAUCCCAUCAAAAGACCAAAACCAACAAUGAAUUGAUUUUACUAUAAAAUAUUGUCUGGUUAUCCAGAGCCUGAUAUCUAGUAUUCUUCUGUGCCAUAGAGCUCUGUUGUUGUCUAAAAACUAUUAAAAACACUGUUGCACUGGGUGACAUGUUACUUCAAUACCAUGAACACAUGUAGUUUAUUUUGACUCAAUCCCAGAUACACCACCCUGCUCGCUAGAGCACCAAAUGUGGAUUAAUCUGUGGCUGAAAAUAGUCCCUAACAAAUGCACUUUUUCCUCCUGUUUGAGUAAUGUUUGGUUAAAAACUACAGUGACCAGCUGUUUUAGGAAAUUAAUGAGCCUUUUUAAAAAUAUAACUAUAUAUUUUUAAAAAAUAAGUAUAUAACUAUAUAUUCAUUCUAUAUACUAUACUAUAUAUUCAUUCAUUCAAAAUAUAACUAUUUAUUCAUUCUUCUAGAUUUACGUCUUCCAUAGGAACCAAUGGGCUUGGGGCCACAGACAGAGAGGGGAAGUUGGAAAGUAUUAGGAGGUGGACUAACUUUUCUUUUCAUGGGAUUUGUUGACAAUAAGAAAAAUAUUUAAUAUUACCAGCCUUAUCUUUUAGUACCCCUUCAUCUAAGUGUUUUUCAGUGAAUUCAGCUUUUGUUUUGUUUCUUGACUCUAGGCCUUAGUGAUACAUGAUUUAGAGAACUGCUGACCUAAAUUAUGUGGAAAACAUUUAUGAUCAUCUUUCCAACAUUUAUAGUGCAUCACCUCCAGUACAUAGAUUAGUUUCUAUGAGCAUCUUAUUGGUAUUGUAAAAUAGAUAAGCAUUUUUCAGGUCAACAGUCAGCUCAGAAGGCCAAAAUGCCAUCAGAACCAGAAUGGGGUAGAAAGGCAUCGCUAAUUUCCAGGCUACAGACCAAACAGCGAUGACAUAGAACUUUCAGUUGAAUUUGAUGGUUCUCCUUUGUUUGAAUAUCACCUUUUGUUUAUUCCUUUAGAUAGAUAUGGAUUGUGAUUUCUUUUUCAAGGAUUUAUUUCAGAUUUUGUGGCGUCAUUAUUAAAUACAUUGUUUCAAAAUGUUGUGUUUCGGUGUAAAUGUCUCAAAGGAAAAUAUGCCAAUUGUUUUGUUUUUUUUCCCAGUGGGGGGGUGGGGUGUUUUUUGUAAGGGGGAUUUUGUUUACUUUAUAUCACCAAAUGUAAAUAAUUUUGUAAGAUAAAUUGGAAAAAAAACUAUAAUUACUGACUUGUGAAAUGUACAGUAUUUUGUGUCAUGGAAAUUUUUAUAGCUUUUGUAAUAAAAGAAACUGAUUUUGGAUUACAAAGAAGCAUUUUCUGAAGAUUUGGGUGUAGUGAUGGCAUGCUGUCUUUAAUCUUGUUACUGGUCUGAUUCUGUUGAGCUGUUUUGUUGUCCCGAUACUUUGUUGUUGCACAUGACAAGGUAUGUAUCGAGAUGUAUUAAAAGUGCAAAUACGUUA
Messenger RNA from Siniperca chuatsi (mandarin fish), 4653 nucleotides. RefSeq names its product transcriptional adaptor 2B (gene tada2b). Gene Ontology annotation, biological process: chromatin remodeling; regulation of transcription by RNA polymerase II. The record is from RefSeq and is a predicted model, not a curated record. The coding region runs from base 12 to 1493 and encodes 493 amino acids. The transcript has 2 exons. Gene Ontology annotation, cellular component: SAGA-type complex; nucleus. Lineage: Eukaryota; Metazoa; Chordata; Actinopteri; Centrarchiformes; Sinipercidae. Gene Ontology annotation, molecular function: transcription coactivator activity; chromatin binding; zinc ion binding.